This is a messenger RNA of Penicillium maclennaniae, 639 nucleotides long. RefSeq lists its product as uncharacterized. The coding region runs from base 1 to 639 and encodes 212 amino acids. NCBI's taxonomy places the organism in Eukaryota, Fungi, Ascomycota, Eurotiomycetes, Eurotiales, Aspergillaceae. The record is from RefSeq and is a predicted model, not a curated record. The transcript has 4 exons.
AUGGCUAUGUCUAGCAACGAAAAGCGCGCAUUAGAGAGAACCAAAUGCCGAGAAGCUUUAGCAGCGCACAUCCAGUUGCGACUUGGUCUCGUCGUCGCUCCCAACCAAGUCCGUCUCCAGCCACGAGCCGAGGACAAAUACGCCUGGUCCGUGACCGAGCCCAACAAGCAUCUCUUGCAGUCGAGCCUCAGCGGUGGGAACGUUCGCCUGUACCGGUCUAUAUGCGAGGAACUCGGCCGAUCGCUCGAGGCCGUUACGCCAUUGACUUUACAGAGCUCCCCUUCGGAUCCGGAGAGCAGUGCAGAGGAGCCCCCGCACCAGGUUGAGAAGGGAACCGUAUCGUUUACAGCGCAGAUCCGCGAGUUGGAAGCUGCAAAUCGCGAGCUGGGGAUUGACCUCGACCGGGCACGGAGUCGUCUGGAGGAGUCACUGGGCGAGAGCAGCCAUUUGAAAAGCGAAAACUCUCGACUUCAGGCUCAGCUUCAGGCCAGUGAGUCCCGGGCAAGAGAUUUUGAGGUUGAGUUGGAUCGCGUGCGGCUAGGAGUAACGGAAGCGGUGCAGGUCUUAUCACGAGGUGGAAGCGAGUCAGGCCAGCACAAAUCAAAUGGUAUCGGUGAACCGGGAAAGAUUGCGCGCUAG